This is a messenger RNA of Paramuricea clavata, 4677 nucleotides long. Lineage: Eukaryota; Metazoa; Cnidaria; Anthozoa; Malacalcyonacea; Plexauridae. The record is from the annotation of a GenBank genome assembly.
AUGGCAAAUCCUUUAGAAAAACAAUCAGUGAGGAAACCAACAGGAUGGAAUACUUUUUAUCGACAAGUUGCGGUGAGUUGAUAUUGUUGAUGCCAUCUUGAUUUGUCAGGACAACAAUUGGUUUAUAAACGAUAGAGUAUUCAAAUUUAAAAAUAGCGUUAUAAAACAUAAUUUUCAGGGAAGUUCCGAAGUUCACAAGGUCAUAUAAAUGAAUACUCGUAUAUUUAUUUAAAUAGUUUUAAUUUUGUUUCACUUUUCACAGCCUGGAAUUAUUCAAAAACGUGGGCCCGAGGCAAACAUUGGCAAAGUGUCCACUGUAGGAUCCAAAAUGUGGAGGCAAAUCGGUGAGAGAAGGAAGGUAAAUAUUCAAUAUUCAUAGUAUAUUGUACUAUAUUUUUAUUUACUAUAUACGUUUCGACUAUAUUUCAGUCAUCAUCAGGAUAAACUUUAUUGUACUCAGUGGCGUAGCCAGAACGAUAAUUGGGGGGGGGGGGCAUAUUCAUAUAUUCGUGUCCACAUACCAUAAAAACAAUUGAUUUCAAAAGAAAUUAAUAAGGCAGAACACGAAUAUAUGAAUAUGCCCCCCCCCCAAUUAUCGUUCUGGCUACGCCACUGAUUGUACUAUAUUAGAAGUAUAUAUUUAUUUAAAGCAUUAUCCAGGUGCUCUCGUGUUCGUAUUUUAGCCAAUCAGCGCUCAGAAAUGGUUGUCCGAAUAGAAAUCCAUUUUGAUGUAUUCAGUCAAUUAUAUCUUUCAUUAUUCUUUAUGAAACUACUUGAAAUUUUGUAAUUAUGUUUGGUUAUGAGAACUAUAGUUCUGACAAAAAUAUGGAAUCGAAAUAAAGUAUAUUACAGGAGAUAUUCAGUUGUUUUAAUCAUAAAAUGGAUUUCUAUUUGACAACAAGUGCCAGUACUUUUCCGCGUAUCAAGAAUCAAGAUCACCUGGAUGCUGGGCCUUAUUAUUUUUUUAUGAUAUGUUUCUCGCCUAGGCCGCCGCGUUCUUUGAGCCUCUUGAGCUGUAUUCUCAUGCCUUUCAUCUUAUUGCGAUGAAAUUUCUGUGACAUAUUCAAUCCAUAAUUAUAAAGCGACUGAAACAACGAAGGCUACAUAGAUUACUCCAAAACGAAUUUACAUUAGAACUGUUUGAUAAUAUAUACAGUGUUUUAAUAUACCCGACUAUGUGUAGUUUAAAUAAGCACGAUAUUAGCACAAGUUUACAUUGAACAGUUAUUAUUUUGAAAGAUUAAUCAACGUCAUACAGUUUUCAAUGAAAAGUGGUUUUUCAAACCGCCAAAAAUCCACUUGAUCGAGUUCGCUGCAGAAUCGAUAUCCGCACCAGGAAUCGACACGGAUUCUGCCAGGCGCCUCACCACGAAAUCGAUCAAAUUAAUCCACGCGGCCCACGCAAAGGCCGCGCAAGCCAUAGAACAACACAUAGCGCCUGAGUACGAGGCUAUGAAAACAACGCAUAUGGGCAAGGCACUCAAGUGUCAGGAGUGCGAUAAGUCGUUUACAAGAAUGGAAAUUAUUGUUCAUUGAAGGGGAAAAGGAAAUCCAUGUUUGGAGGGAAGUAUAUUAUGAAUAUUAGUGCUUUUUCGCCGAAACAGUUCAGCCGAGUGUUGGUGAUCAUUCUUGCAAUUCCCUCAACAUCCCGGCCGAAAUUGAAGAUUUAAAAUCCGGACAGCUCGUUAAUGGGGAAGCGAUCAAAGCAUUGGUAGAGUCGGUUUCAUAUAUAACUGGCGUAAUAUCGCAUCUGCACGAUUGUGGGGGCAAGAGCGGAAACCGUUUUCCUGAGUUAAAGCAGAUGAAUCAAGAUAAUUCAACCGACCAUUAUGUCGAUAAUGCUAUUUAAACAGACAUUUGUAGAUCACCUGAUGGUAAUUUGAAUAAUACUUUUGUGCAGAAUUCAUGUGAUGACAGUACGAACGCAAGUACCUCAACAAAUGCCCAAUUAGGAGCUGACGGAAUCGCCUCUGAUCAGGUCACGGUUAUUGAUCUUUGCUCAAGAGUAUGCAGAACCACCCACAAGUGAACCUGUUAAUGAUGUUUCACUGGUGUUGUCUGGAGUUAAUAUACAGGGUGUCUAAAAAAAAACCAAAAUCAUUGAAAUAACGUAUUGUUCGAAUUUCAAUGCCGUAACACAAAGGAUUUUGACAGGGUGAUUAAUUUGUUUUAAAAAAUUAAAAUAUCUUUGUAAAGUGAACGUUUGUUUGCUCAUGGGAAUUUAAAAAUGCUUCGUAAAUUGUAAUAUGCGUAAUAUGCAUUCGUGGGUUUAGUACUUUAUGCCUGACAUAACAAGUUUACGUUGAGUAUUACCAUUCAUUAUAGCAGUUAUGUCAAUCUUUUAUGCACUCGUGGGAUUAACUUAGUGCUAGGGCAUUGAAUAUCGAACAAUACGUCAAUUUCAAUGAUUUUGGGUUUUUUUGAGACACCCUGUAUAGUGUAAAUGACCAUGUCACGGUUAAUGAACAUGUAAAAGAACAAUCGCUAAUCAUCAAUGACGAAUUCAAAGGUGUAAGUAGAAGUCGGAGCAGAACUAAACAUUUAUUUUUAUCGGGAAUUUCUGAGGAUGUUCACAAGGAACAAAUGUCUUAUUGUCGUCUUGUCUUAUUUAAAAAGUCGUAACGUAGAACAAGAAAAUAUCUCGAUUUUUAAUAGCCGUCAAAAGGGAGCUAUUUCAGCGAAGGUUAGUGUACCCGCUUCAGCUGCCUCUUUGCUGGAUAAGGAACAUUGUUGACCCUAGUUUGUCCGGUGCAUAAUUAGCAAUACGAUACCUUACUUCCCAUCUCCCCUGCGCGCAUAAAUUAAAAGCUGGUAUUGCCUAUUGUCCCGUGGGACAUAUCACAAAAACGUUUUCGCGUUUAACACUUUAACGUCAUUGUGAAAAAGGUGUAUUGGUCAGGGCAUCGAAGUAAAAGAUUCUAAAUUUGUGAUCUUUGUAUCUCAUUUCGGCCCAUUUUUGUCCCCAAAGUCAUUUUCACUCGGUCACCCGCGUUGAAAAUUAGGCUCUGGGUUAGACGACUGAAGGGAGAGAUCUGAUUGGCUAUUUCGCAGAAGUCGAGCAGUUUUUGGUAGGCAAAAUUAUCCUAUCAACAUGUCAACACAAAUACUUUGUUUUUCCGUAAUACUGCUUCACUUUGAACAUUGUUACAGGUGCUAAAACAUCCCAAUUUAAUUUAGAAACUGCUACAAGUUUUCUUGCACUUCCGGUUCCGUGUGUCCCAGGACGCGCGCGGCCGAGAGGCCCUGGGGACGAGGAUGAUCUCGGCCGGGAAUUUUUACUCUGGUAGUCUGGAGCUGCUCUGUUUCUGACCCAAACUUUUCAUGUACUGUUUACAUCAUAUAUUGAAAUUUUACGACUUAGGAUGGGUAAUUAAGUUCGGAUCCUGAACAGUAACACAAAUACGUUUGUCAGUUUGGGUCGUCAAGUCAGUUAGUUUGCCUAAAUUCGAAUUUAGUCCGGCGACCGAAAAGGUGCCACGUACCAUUCAGAAACGCUGCGACGUUGCUUCUUUGGAAUUUGUUAUUUCGGGCUGAAGAAGGGACGCUCAUUAGAAAACUGACAAAAUAAACUCAGAAACAACCUGGGCCCAGCUGACAUGAUGCUCCGCAGAAAAUGGAAAGUCUGAUUGAAAUAUGAAAAAGAAUACCGGAGGAUGUGGAGUUGUAUAAAAUGCAUCUGUUCUUGUGAUUCUUAGAUCGUAAAACAAACAGCUGCACACAUAAUUACUGCAUAAACUCAUUUUUAAAGUGAAUUAAGAGUAGCACAUGCGCAAUUGGCUACCUCCUACGCAGGCAUACAGCCCGUAAUGAGUAUAUGUCCGUUCGCAAGUUAAAAUUUGAAAUUUGAGACGAAGGCUUGCGUAGCCAAUUGGUUUAUGUCUGAUGCAUCCAAAGAUAGAGACCAUACAUUCGCUGAACACUUCGCCGUGCCAUUGGCUGAUAUCUACAACCAGUCGUUUAGAUGCAAACCUUUUCCUGAAAUAUGGAAAAUUUCCAAUCUAUGCAGGGUCCCGAAAUCAAGUCCAUGUUCGUCAGUGGAAGAACUAAGGCCAAUUGCAUUGACCAGCACUUUUUCAAAACUUCAUGAAUCAUGUGCUGUUGAGUGGAUCCUAAAUGAUACUAAUGACAAAAUUAGUGAAUCUCAAUUUGGUGGCUUUCCUGGAAUGUCUCAUGUCUGCUGUCCUUAAUUGCAUUAACUUUCCAACUACACAAGUGGUAUCUAGCAAUGUAUAAUAAUAAGAAAAUUUUCGAAUUACAUUCCUCGAUUUCCGAAAAGCCUUUGACUUAAUUGACCACAACCAACUGUUGCAAAACUUUAAUGACAUUGGUAUACGUUCAGGCUUGAUUGGAUGGUUUGCAUCGUAUUUACGAGGACGAUCACAGAUAUCUUCACAUCAUGGUGUAAAAUCCGAGCGAAUGGAAAUUAAUGAGGGUGUACCCCAGGGCAGCAUAUUAGGUCCAAUCGCUUUCGUUAUAAAAAUCAAUCAACUCCCAUCAAUUACAAAUUGGGAAUCGGCCGAAACAACCAACCAAAAUUAUACGGAUGAGGGAGAAACAACAAUGUUUAUGGACGACACGACCUUAUCUGAAGUGAUAAAAGUAUCAGAUCACACCUCCGGGACAUUGUUUGGAAAAACUCAAAAAAAUGAUAUGGAGAAGCAACUACAAGCAGCUUGA